AUGUAUUUAACCACCACGCUUGCGUCUCUGCCCGCUACUUCUUCGAAUUUUUCUUCACUUCAAACCAUAAAUUUACAGCGAAAACCGUUACCGCCUCUACCAAAUAAUUUACAACAAACUGAUCAAUUUUCUUCUCAAAAAUCUACUUCAAUGCAAUUUUAUUCUCAAAACAAUGUUACUACAACAACUAUUACUACUACAUCAACUCCAAUAAUAAUACAUGAUUCUUCUUCGUUAGAACAAGCUCUUCCAGAACGCGUUUCGGAUUUCGCAGCUCAUAUGACUUGCUUCUUGUGGUUUGGUGAUUAUAUCAUGGAUUCUUCUUCGAUAAUACCUCCCCCAGGUGGGAAUGGUCACAGAAGGUUUCCUGAUUUUAAACCGAGAGACGCGUUCAAGAAGUUUUGUCGUGAUGUUAUUUCGGCCACUCAAGUCUCGCGAUCGGUCAUUCACUUAUCGUUAUUAUAUAUUCAUAGAAUGAAGAUAAACAAUCCUGCGAUUAAAGGUCAAAAUGGUUCUGAAUAUAGAACUUUUACUGUGGCUUUAAUGUUGGCAAAUAAAUUUUUGGACGACAAUACUUAUACCAAUAAAACUUGGUCUGAAGUAACUAAUAUACCUGUAUCUGAAAUAAAUACUAUGGAAAUGGAAUUUUUGGGUUCUUUGAAUUAUCAAUUAUAUGUUUCAGAGAAACAAUAUUUCGAUUGGGUUCAAAAUUUAUCAACUUACUUUCGAAUUGGCGAUAAUAACCUACAUGAUGAUGAUAAUUCUUCUCCUGAUGGUACUAUUUCUAUUUCUCAACAACAACAAUCUUCUCAGCAACAACAACAGUAUAUUCCUGUUCAACAUCAACAAAUUCUUGUUCCUGUUCAAUCAAUGGCAACUGGUUUUAAACGGUCAGCCGAGCAAGCUUUUGUAGAUGGAAUGAUGGUUUCACCUCCAAAAAGAGCUAAUGUUUAUCCUGUAUAUUCAGUUCAACCAUCACAACAACAAUCUCAACAAGUUUAUGCUCAAACUAUAGCAUAUCCAACUCCUCCAUCCAGUGCUUCAAGUUCUCGACGAGUUUCCGCCUAUUACAAUAUACCGACAACUUCUUCAAAUUCAUCUAACAUGGUAUAUUCCAGUCAUUCAUCACAACAAUCUUACGAAGUAAGACAAACUUAUACCAAUGUUGCUGUUAGAAAUACUCAACCACAAUAUACUGUUAUGGAUCCAGUUGGUGUGUUCUAUGCAACAAGGCGUGUUCAAUCUAAUCUUAUCAAUGCUCGGUCUGCUUCUUCAGGUUUUCCGGUAAAUAAUAUAUCAUUUACUACAACCGUAGUAUGA
Dentiscutata heterogama is the source of this 1320-nucleotide messenger RNA. The record is from the annotation of a GenBank genome assembly. NCBI's taxonomy places the organism in Eukaryota, Fungi, Glomeromycota, Glomeromycetes, Diversisporales, Gigasporaceae.